UCGAAUUCAUUGCAAUGAAAGGAUACAUAUGUUUCAAAUAUGCGUUUAUAGUUGUUAAUUGGUUAGUGAAUUUUAAUUAAAUUAAUUUCCAUGUGUGGAAAAAAAUUGAAUAUUGAAAUGUUAGAUGUACACUGUAUACCGCCGAGUAAUUUUUGCGUGGAGUUGAAUGACCUCUUCUAUAAUUUAAAUACUCGUAUUCCUUGCUGAAGCUGUUUCACUGGUUUCCUAUAAUAGAAUAUAUCGUUGAGAAAAUUAGGUAGGCCUGUGCUUUACUCUUUUUACAAAUUUCCAUUUGUCAAUGAAGAAAUCCGAGGAGCAAGUUGGAAAGACAGACACAGCAUGGAUUGAGUAAGACUCAAGUACUUAUUGCUAUACCAGCUUACUCUUCCAUUCGACACCACUCAUUCUUUUAUUGGUAGGUGUUGGUAAAACAAUAAUUAUUCAACGUAAUAUGUAGGUACUUAAUUGUCCACUCCCAAGCGGCAUCACACUUGCUACUGUGCACUACCAAUAACAACUCGUACUCGUACACUGUAGAGUGUAGGUAUGAUUUAUCUUCGUGGGACAAUAAUGGAAAUUUCUGAAUUUUUACGAUUGUUUUCUCUAACACUUUAAUUGUUCGCAUCGAGUGAAGUAUACCUGCGAGAAAGAAGUUGAUUUAGAAGAAAGGAAAAUGAGCACGAAACUUUUACUUUCUUGCGUGUGAAUUUUUUGCAGCGUUUUUUUUCUGCGAUAGUUUGAUGCAAUUUAUCCUCGACUGAAGCCACACCAGCAAUCCAAUUAUUAGGCCUAUUUCUUAAAACAAUAAUCAUUAAUAAGUUGACUAAGUAUUAUAUACCUAAGGUUUUCAUUCGUCAAUAAAGAAAUGUGUACAACGAGUUGGAAAAAGACAAUGCUGGAAUUAUGUGAGAUUAGAAAAUGUACGGGUUGUUACUGGAAAACUUUGCGGAAUACGUUAAAAGCGUAUAUGGCGAAGAAAAAUGGGAAGAAAUUAGAAGAAAAGCCUGCGUUGAACAGCCGAGCUUCAGCGUGCAUCAGGUUUAUUCGGAAUCCUUAAUUCCUAAAUUAGCCAGGAGUGCGAUGGAGGUAUUAAAUAUUAGCGAGAGAGAAUUUUUCGAUCGAUUAGGGGUCCAUUUUGUCGGUUUUGUAAGUCAAUAUGGAUACGAUCGAGUACUUUCUGUGUUAGGAAGGCAUAUGCGAGAUUUUUUAAAUGGUUUAGAUAAUUUACACGAAUAUUUAAAAUUUUCCUAUCCUAGAAUGAGAGCUCCCUCUUUUAUAUGUGAAAACGAAACCAGAGAAGGGUUAACGUUACAUUAUCGAAGUAAACGAAGAGGAUUUGUGUAUUACGCAAUGGGACAAAUCAGAGAAGUGGCCAGACAUUUUUAUAAUAAGGAAAUGGAAAUCGAAUUGGUGAGAGAGGAAAUCCUAUUUGACACUGUUCAUGUCACUUUUCAAUUAAGAUUCGACAACAGAGCUUUCACAUUAGCGUGUAUGUCAAUGACGAGAGAAGAAAAACAUUUACCAAUAAGCGCCAAUGUAUUAUUUGAAAUAUUUCCGUUUUGUAUUGUAUUCAGCUCAGAUAUGGUGAUUCGAAGUAUCGGUAAUUCUUUAAUGGUCAUCCUGCCCGACCUAGUAGGAAAGAAGAUAAACAACUGGUUCGAUUUAGUUCGUCCUCUAAUUGCUUUUAAAUUUCAAAAUAUUUUAAACCGCACAAAUAAUAUUUUCGAGCUCGUAACCGUCGAACCAGUACUAACAAAAAGGCCUUCCGAUCGUUCAUUAGAUUCGAUUAUAAUGAGUGAUGAAUCAGACGGCGGCCCAGACGAUAGGAAAUUAAGACUCAAAGGUCAAAUGAUCUAUAUGGACAAUUGGAGGAUGAUGAUGUAUCUAGGAACACCAGUGAUGCCAGAUUUGAAUUCAUUAAUAAUUACCGGUCUUUACAUUAACGAUUUAUCGAUGCAUGAUUUCAGCAGGGACUUAAUGUUAGCAGGAACGCAGCAAUCAGUCGAAUUGAAAUUGGCUCUUGAUCAAGAACAACACAAAUCCAAAAAGCUAGAAGAAUCGAUGAGAAAAUUAGACGAGGAAAUGAAACGAACAGACGAACUACUUUAUCAAAUGAUACCGAAACAAGUGGCCGAUCGAUUGCGAGCUGGUGAAAAUCCAAUUGAUACUUGUCAGAUGUUCGAUACAGUAUCGAUAUUAUUUUCGGAUGUGGUCACAUUUACUGAAAUUUGUAGCAGGAUUACUCCCAUGGAAGUAGUAUCUAUGUUGAAUGCAAUGUACUCUAUUUUUGAUCAGUUGACUGAACGAAAUAAAGUUUAUAAAGUAGAAACGAUAGGUGAUGCUUAUAUGGUUGUGUCCGGCGCUCCUGAGAGAGAAAAAAAUCACGCAGAGAAGGUUUGCGAUAUGGCAUUGGACAUGGUAGAUGCAAUUACUGAUCUCAAAGAUCCUUCCACUGGAUUACAUUUAAAAAUCAGAGUGGGCAUUCAUUCGGGCGCGGUUGUGGCCGGAAUAGUUGGUCUAAAAAUGCCUCGCUAUUGUUUAUUCGGUGAUUCUGUGAAUACAGCUUCGCGAAUGGAAUCGACUAGCGAAACUAUGAAAAUUCAUAUUUCUCAAUCUACCAAAGAUCUCAUUUCUUCCGAAUAUCACGUAGAAGAACGAGGCGAAGUACAAGUGAAAGGAAAAGGCAAAAUGAAGACAUAUUGGCUAAUAAAACACGAGCAUCGACCACCUGUACCGAGAAUGUUGGCGGAUGAUGAAUUCCUCGAGAAUAACAUCGAACCUGAUCAUCCACUACCGAGUACGUCGUGCAGCAGCGAUAAAGUUCACGGCGAUGAAAAAGAUAAACGAAUUUAUUCUCCGAUUACAUUUCAUGACGUGAGAGCACGUUUUUCAAUAUCCGAAGUGCCCGUUAAUAAUAAUUUAAAUAAAACAAAAGAAAACCGAUCCAGCUCGCUUGGAGCAGUCGCUCUGAGCCAAACUAUGCUCGCAGGAGGGAGAACAUUCGGCCUAAAUAAAACAGCACCAACGUCUCCGAUAGAUUCGCAUCUCUCGUCGACGCAAAACCAAACAAAUAUAUUUUUGAACCAAGUCAUGACUUAUCAAAGCAGUCCUGAAAAAGAAACGCCCAAGAAAACACCAGAAAAGGACAAACCUGCCGUUGUGACUGCAGCGAAAAAAGUAAUCGCCGAAACUGGCUCAAGCAACUCGUUACCUACUCCUCAAAAACUGCUUCGUCAGCAGAAGGAAGUCAGCAAUAGCGAUAAUAGUUUAAAUCAGGUACAAUGCUGCACAAAACGCUCUCUCAGAUCGAAAUCGAGGAAAUCCUCCUGUCGCGUAUGUUGAGACUUGAGAGCCUGCUGAUUAUAAUGAAAGAAGUGAAAACAAAUUACAAGAAAUGGAUCUAGUCAUUGCCAUAAAAUAUAAGUUCGAAAGUUGCAUUUUAGAAGAUAAGAGAUGCUUUUAGAGCAGAUUUUUUUGCUGCUCGUGAUUACCUGAGCGGAAAUUAAAAUUUCCAUUAUUAUAAGCGAACGAUUUAUCUGCGAUGGAUUGAUCUAUUACGCGUACCUACCUACCAACUAGUUGGAAAAUUGCUGAAAUCUCCAAUUAGAAUUUUUUUUUCUUUGUUUGUUUCAUGUAGAUAACAUGUUUUUAUUUACAUAUUUAGCCGUAUCCCUACAUUACAUAUAAAUAUUUCAAAUUUUGUACAUAUCGAAAUACCUACUACUAAACAAAAAUGUGUGAUUGCAAUGCGCUUCGAGAUAGAAUUAUGUUUGAUAUAUUUUUAAAUUUUGAUAACAUGCCAUUUUGAAAACAAAAUUACUUGGUAGAUACUUAUUACCAAGAAUUUAUAUAGUUCUUCCAUUAUGAAAGAUUACUCGAUAUUUUACACAACGUAGAUAUUACUGUAACAUUAUUUAAAAUUUGUUUCUAAUAAAACAUUACACAUUUACAUGCUAAAAAA
Planococcus citri (citrus mealybug) is the source of this 3961-nucleotide messenger RNA. It is a transcript of the gene Gyc88E, whose product is annotated as Guanylyl cyclase at 88E. Gene Ontology annotation, cellular component: guanylate cyclase complex, soluble. Gene Ontology annotation, molecular function: oxygen sensor activity; heme binding; guanylate cyclase activity. Gene Ontology annotation, biological process: response to oxygen levels; nitric oxide-cGMP-mediated signaling; cGMP biosynthetic process. NCBI's taxonomy places the organism in Eukaryota, Metazoa, Arthropoda, Insecta, Hemiptera, Pseudococcidae. The record is from RefSeq and is a predicted model, not a curated record. The transcript has 19 exons. The coding region runs from base 919 to 3342 and encodes 807 amino acids.